Pimephales promelas (fathead minnow) is the source of this 1940-nucleotide messenger RNA. Its product is annotated as 5-hydroxytryptamine receptor 3C. Gene Ontology annotation, cellular component: membrane. The record is from RefSeq and is a predicted model, not a curated record. NCBI's taxonomy places the organism in Eukaryota, Metazoa, Chordata, Actinopteri, Cypriniformes, Leuciscidae. Gene Ontology annotation, biological process: monoatomic ion transmembrane transport. Gene Ontology annotation, molecular function: extracellular ligand-gated monoatomic ion channel activity; transmembrane signaling receptor activity.
AGGCACAGAUUUGGAACGACGUGAGGGCUGUGACUGGGACCAGUUGCCAGUCAUCUGCUGAGGUGGUCUUCACUGAAAGUUUGGAUAUGAGUUCUUUCCUUGUCUGUGUUACCUGUCUACUUUUUCUAAUAGAUGGAGUGUACCUUAAACAAGUAUGCAGUAAGCAAGAUGUGCUGGAAUACUUAAAUCUCACCAGAGGCAAUGAGAAAUUCACAACUUGCCGUCCUGCACUGGACUGGACACACCCCACUGUAGUGUAUGUUGAUAUUUACCUAUACGGCAUCCUUUCUAUGAUUGAAAAAUCUCAAAUCUUUGUACCUCUUUUAUGGAUGUCUGUGAGCUGGAACAAUGAACGAAUCUAUUGGGAUCCUAAGGAGUUCUGUGGCAUUAAAAAUGUGACUUUACCAAAAGAGAUGCUUUGGAAACCAGACCUGUAUGUUCUUGAGACUGCAGAGAAGGAGGAUGGACCACUAAACCCAUUUUUGGUUAUCACUCAUGAUGGAAAUGUGAUAAUGGAGGAGGACCAUAAAAUUGUCAGCACCUGCACAAUGAAUGUGCACAAAUUUCCUUUUGAUACUCAAACCUGCCACAUUACAGUGACUUCAAUUAAUCACUCAGAUAAAGAAAUAAAGCUGGUUCCUGCCUCCAAUUCAUCAAAAGCAACACAGGUAGCUCGGGAAAGCAUAUUAACCCAAGGAGAAUGGGUAUUCUUGAACAUAUCCGUCUCAAUGGACAAAGAUAAUUAUGAGGGCCAAACUUUUGACAGGAUAAAGUACACGAUUUCAGUCAAAAGGAUGCCCCUGAUGCAUUUCAUCAAUUUUCAGCUACCAAUAUUGUUUUUCCUCAUUUUGGACCUAGCUUCUUUUUUCAUACCAGAUAGAGGGGAGAAACUGUGCUUCAAAGUGACGGUACUACUGGGGAUCUCUGUACUUUUGCUCAUCCUAAAUGACAUCCUGCCAUCCAAAUCUCACAGAUGUCCUCUGAUUGCUACGUAUGUCAUUGUCAUCUUUUCCUUCAUGUUGUUGAGUCUUCUGGAGACAAUUUUGGUGAUAUACUUAAUCAAUAUGAGCUCUGAACAAGACACUAAGCUGGUUCAGAGACCUGAAGAUCUCAACUGUGAAACAGAUAAAUGCAAAGGAGACAGCAGUGAUCACAUCUGUUAUUCUCUAGUGGAGGCUCCUCUAGAGACUCUGAUGUUGAAGGAAAUAUACAGCAAAGACAAAAUGAAUGACUUGCACUUAUUGCAGAUGAUCCUGGAAGAGCUUCAGACUAUUAAACAGACUCUUCCUCCCCAUACUUUAAAAGGCCAUACUGGUCAGAAGUACUGGUUAGGAAUGGUCAAAUACAUUAACAGGCUUUUCUAUGUGGUUUAUCUCAUCUCAAUUUCUCUCUUUCUUGGUUUCAUAUUUCGAGAGUGGAAAGUUGAGUAAUUUAAAAUCUAAAAUGUUCAGAUCAGUGCAUAUAAUAUUACAUACAUUUUGUCUUCCUGCAUACUGUUAUUCUACAAAGAGCUGCAGCAUACACUUCAAAUUAUCGUGUGGUAAUUUUUAAUCACUGGUUGCUUUGUACACUAUAAUGUGUUUAUAUGUGAAAUAAAGCAUGCUUUACGAGAAUAUCCAAAACAUUGUGAAAAAACCUGACACAAACUGAAUGCAUUCUCUCUGGCAGGGAACCAAAAUUAUGUUUAAUAUGGUAGAUGUCUGUAAUGGAGACUGGAGUGGAUCUAAAAGUGGAAUGUGUUUACAUUAUGAUAUUGAUGCCAAGACCUCUGAAUAUUGACUUAUUUUUUGCCCUGGUGAGAGAGAAUAAAAUACUUAUUUAAUAAACAUUACAACAUUUUAAUAACCGGUUUUCCGUGUUGACCGUUGGUGUUGCCCCUCUCCCCGUUCACCAAAAGCAGGCCUAGUGGCCUACAAACCAUAUAUCUAUGUUACAAACAA